Molecule: messenger RNA, 339 nt
Organism: Verticillium alfalfae VaMs.102
Lineage: Eukaryota; Fungi; Ascomycota; Sordariomycetes; Glomerellales; Plectosphaerellaceae
Exons: 1
Coding region: 1-339 (112 amino acids)
Biological process (GO): ergosteryl 3-beta-D-glucoside catabolic process
Molecular function (GO): steryl-beta-glucosidase activity
Source: RefSeq, a predicted model, not a curated record
AUGUCUAGUACGCCACAAUUUCGCUUGACGAUCGAGGACGGCCAGUUCCGUGACCGCAAGGGCCGCACCGUCGUCCUCCGCGGCAUCAACCUUGCAGGUGACGCAAAGCUGCCCAGCGAACCAGACCAGCCCUCCCAUGUUGGCACCGAUUUUUUCGACGGCGACAGCGUCAAGUUUCAUGCUCGCCCAUUCCCCAAAGACGAAGCCCACAUUCACUUUUCACGCCUCACGCGUUGGGGCUUCAACACCAUCCGCUAUGUCUUUACCUGGGAGGCGCUCGAGGCUGCGGGGCCGGGUCGCUACGCGAGGAGUUUAUUCAGCACACAAUCGACAUUUUGA